Messenger RNA from Doryrhamphus excisus (bluestripe pipefish), 3050 nucleotides. NCBI's taxonomy places the organism in Eukaryota, Metazoa, Chordata, Actinopteri, Syngnathiformes, Syngnathidae. The record is from RefSeq and is a predicted model, not a curated record.
GCCCUACAGUGUAGAGCUGACGUUUCACACUCCUAUCCACAAGAUGGCGGUAGUGCACACCACAAGGUACUUGUCAACCACCAAUAAUAGAAGAAGACGUAUUUUGUACAAGCGAAGUAAAAAUCGGUAAAUAAAGUGGACAGAUUUUUGGUUUCCAUCUGUUUUUUCCGGGGAAUAUCACCGAUAACCUUGGAUUCUAAACACAAACUCCCUGGCUUGACGUUACGUUAGAGUAAAUUGGACAUUUUGGUUCCAAACGACAGAUGAUUUAACGGGAGUCACACAGAAGGCUGCUUUCUUAACAAUGCGACCUGGAUGUUUGAACAGUCAAGAAAAGGCCUGUCCUGCAUUUUGACAAUAUACUAGUAUUACUCCACUUCCCUCACCUCAGAGUAAUGUUAUAUGUGAUUCAAUGCAGAUUUAAAAUCCUUUUUAAAUGCCUCAUUUUCAUCAGAGAAGACAUAUGCUAAUUUCUAUGCAAGAGCCCAUUUAUCAGAUUCAAGUUGGAACUUGAAUAUCUUACCAACUGCUAAAGAUUGUGGACAAAUGAGAGCACACAAGCUAGACUAUGCUCAUUCAGCUGUUUGUGGACAACAGAUGUAUUCUCCACCAUUAUCAACAUGCCGACUUUUGUCAACUGGAGCAGCAGAGCCACCGACGGAUAUCCAAAUACAAACCCUGAUUGCAGAAAAGCUUGCAUACUUUAGGAACUGCAACGACGGUAUUCAUGGAUCUGCAACCAUUCAAAAAGAAUGUCGCCCAAUUAGGACGGAAGUCGCUUCUACUAACGCACAUCAUCGAGAAGACCGUCCAAUGGUGGAAAUGACAAAGCAUCCUGUUUCCAUGGUGAAGGAUAGCUUCCUACUAAAUGAAAAUAAGCCUGUGAGCAGCAAACCAGAAUGUCAAGUUGCUUCUACCAAACCAGUCAAAGUCACAAAUACUCAAAUGAUAAAGGAUCCACAAUAUGACGACAUUUCAGAUGAUGAUGAUGGAGAAAUAUCGAAAGUAUGUUGCGAAAAGCCACAGUAUGAAGACAUAAGUGAUGAUGAAAGUCCUACAUCUGAGAUCCCAUUACCACCUAAAACCAUCAUGUCAAUAUUAAACAGUGCCCCCCAAAGGCAUGAUACGACCAAAGUACACAUGAUUACUUCAGGUGAGAUUGAGGAUGAAAGACAAAUCAAUCAGUCUGUUUUGCCAAGUAAACAUCAACAUCAGGACCAGGAAGGUAAUACCUUUUGUGUUAUUCCUCUACACCUUUUGUCGCUGAAAUAUGAACCCCCAAAAGACUUUGUCGUUCUUGACAAAGGUGCAACAAAAGAGACUCGACCCUCAAAACUAUUAGCAUCCCCCUCUGCUUCCCGUUUAGAGGUCUAUGAUUCAUCUGAAAUAUAUCAACAGGUGAACGCAAUGGAAUUUGCUGAUCAUUUCGAAGUACUUGAGGACGACAUAGAUGAGAAGAAAGAUGCAUUUCAAAAGAAGGGACUGCUGUAUGUCGACCUUGACAGUUGUGAAACCGAAGACAGUUGCGAUUACUCCUCUUCAUCGGAAUGCAACUAUUUGACUGUUUCAAAGCAUUUGUUGGAAAGGUCAGCGUCACUGUGUUCGGCGGAGGACAAUUCUCAUAUUGGACAACAUUUUCCGCACAAACGCAGACCAAUGAAAGCGAACGAAAUGCAAUCAUGUGCGGACCCUAAGAAUGUUACACACAAAGCCAAGAAACUAACUCAUGACUUAGUUCCAAACACGGUACAUAUACUUGAUUCAUCAGAGGAUGAAAAUGAUGUGCAACUGAUUGAGACCACAGACUCUCGCUAUGUGCAAAUCAACACCAGGAGAUCAAUGACACAAAAUCUGGACUGUGAUGAAAAAGAACAUGGUCACGUAACAAACGGGGAAAAAAGAUUCCGAUCUGGAUCACUGGAUAUCACUGAUGCCUUUUUUGUUCCACAUAAAAAGCAUCCAUAUUGAAUUGAAAAUGAACCAUGGCUGUUGCGAUUGCUUUAAUUGCAUUAAUUACAUUAAUUAUUCCAAAAUUAAUUUGAUGGAAAAGUUUUUUUUGGGUCCAUUCAUACUUUUUGCAGCUGUAUUUUUUUCUGUGAUGGAAAUAAUAAAUAUAAGAAAUAUAAUGUCACAUCAGCUUGUCAAUUUUAGGUAUUUUUAGAACAGUUGUUUAACUCUUUAUUGUGUUGUGUCUUAUGUGGAGAUGUUGCAGGUGGCAUCCCUCAAGACUGAAGGCCCUCAUCCAUCCGUGUGGUAAUAACUGGCUUUUUCAACAGAACAUAACAGGACUUCAUUAUGCCCGCCUGACAAAGGACUUCUUCCAGAGGAAUAUGCUCACUCUUCCCACCAUCCUAUGUGAUUCCCUGAUCUAAAUGCGAAAACUUAAAACAUUUGGGGACGGAUAAAAAGGUAAGUUCACAAAAAUGGACAUUAGUUCAGACAGUAGAUGCUGUCAGUGAGGCCAUCUUCACCACCUGGAGCAACAUUCCCACUAGCCGCUUGGAAACACUGGCAUCUAAAAUGGCAAAAUUAACAUGACCGUGUAAGUUUAACCAUCGCAUUUUUUCACUUCUUAUUCAUAAUUCACUCAUAAUGCCACACAGUUAGUAGACCUGGGGUCAAUUCCCCCUCGGGCAGCUCUGCGUGGAGUUCCGUGCAUGCGUGGGUUUUCUCCGGGUAAUCUGGUUUCCUCCCACAUUCCAAAAACAUUUUAGGUUUACUGGUGACUGCAAAUCCAAUGUCCAAUGUGUUUUUCCAAAAGGUUUCCAGAUCUACCUCCCAAAAAAAAGGCACAUGGACUUUACACUCCUUUGGGGAAUUCAGGAGCAAUGUCUCUAGACUUUGCCCUCAUAUAGUCUUCUUCCAAGUUUAAGCAAGGGGUCAGCAACCCGCGGCUCCAGAGCCGCAUGUGGCUGUUCCACCUCCCUUUGCAUCCAUCCAUUUUCUAUACCGCUUAUCAUCACAAGAGUCCGCAGCAUUCUGGAGCCUAUUCCAGCUGUCUUUGGGCGAGAGGCGGGGUACACCCUGGACUGGUGGCCAGCCAAUCACAG